Messenger RNA from Coregonus sp. 'balchen', 3837 nucleotides. NCBI's taxonomy places the organism in Eukaryota, Metazoa, Chordata, Actinopteri, Salmoniformes, Salmonidae. The record is from the annotation of a GenBank genome assembly.
UUCCAGAAGGGCUCGUUGGACCACAAGCUGCAGCAGGUCAUCCGGGACAACCUCUACCUGCGCACCAUUCCCUGUAAGUCUCCUCAACCCCUGCUCUGAAAUGGCACCCUAUGCGGACCCUGGUGAAAUGUAGUGCACUAUAGGUGACAGACACACCGCUCAGUGUCUCUCUCACAUACUUGAAGAUCGCCAUGACAACACAAGCAAAGACAUCCUCAUAAACCCAGACGUUGCUCCAAAUGGCAGUCUGUGAUUACGGUCUUUCAUACAAAAGCUUUUACUCUGAGUGGUGCAAGAUAUAAGUCAAUCUGCAAAUUAGCUUUAAUCUGAAUGACCUUUAGAGCCGUCAGUUAAGAGUACAUGUAGAGGUGCUAUCCUCUCCUCAAUGGUCAUAAUAGCUGUGUUCUUAGAGUAGGAAAGGAAUGUGGUUCUAUUAGAAAAGACAAUGAACAUGCUGGAGAACAGAGAUCUUAUCUCCAAAUUACUACAUUAUUAUGUCAUUAUUACCACACACAUUAAGUUGCAAAAUUAAGAGCAUAAUAUUUACCAUUACAUUUUUCCAAAGCAGAGUCUCUAAAAGAACAGUAACAUGUUUGAAUCCCACACACAGUCCCACUGUUCCUCAGGCUAUGGCAGACAGUUCUGCAUGGCACUGUCACAAACGCACAUUGAAAGGCUCCCUGCUCUCCCCCAAAGGGCUGAAAGACGCUCUAUAUUAUAGAGUGGGGAAUCGCAGGCAGAAGUGUGAGAUAUUUCCAGGAAGUAAGCAGCUUACCUCUCAUGUAUAUUUACAUUUUUGGAGAGGACGAAUAUUUCUCCCUCUAUCAGUCCCUUCUCUCAACCACUUGUCGAUCAUAUGUGAGUUGAAGAUUUCUGCCUUCUCUUGGGCAGUCAACGUACAUCUGUUUGUGCCUGAUUGUUUCUGUCUCCAGUCUAUGCUCCUAGUUUGUCUUUCUUAACCUUACUUUACCUGGCGGAGUGAAUACUGUUUCUCUGACUAAAUUCUGAGAUCUUUGUAAGAGACAUGCCAUUGCCUUGAAUUACAUGAUCUUCCUGAGUUAGUCAGUGCAGUGCUGAAUGUUUUAUGCUGUGCUGUAAUUCAGUUCACUGUGUCUUUCUGUUGGUGUGGUAUUCUCCAGAGGCUAGUCUGGCUCUGCCAGAUCUAUUAGGGGAUGGACACAGAACCUUAGAACUCAUCUCAUGCCUCUACGGGACAAUGGUUGCUAGCAGAAUUAAAUGACUAUUUCAGGGCUAUAGUCUUUUCUCUUCACACUUUUACAGUACCCCUUGUUUUAUAUUUCCUGCAGUCCACCCUCUAUCAGCUACAGUGGCCUCACCGCAUGACUGUGACUCCAUAAUUCCCUCUCUGAAUUACUGUCUUAAUGAGCGAGUGACUGAGACAGAAAGACUGAAUGACAUCAUUCAAUCUCCCUUACUCUCUCCAUCUUUACCCCCUCUCAUUCUCUCUGUUUCUAGCAUUCCUGCCUUCCAUUUGUCUCUUUCAUUCACUCCCUCUCUAUCAUUCUCUCUCUUUUUCCCCUCUCUCUUUCUCUCUCCAUAUCCCUCCCACAUAUGAUGUGUUAGCAAUGCAUUACUCUGGAUCAAAAGUAUUCUGUUUAUAGCUAAUAUCACUCUGAAUCCAUUUUAAAUCAAUACACUGAAAAUUAGCAAUGUCAGAGAUAAAGAAUUCUGUGUUGUUGGUCAGAAACAUCGAUCUGUCUGUCCUUUGCUUUUGUGUAUUACACAGUUCCUGUAAGGCCAUGCUGUCCUUGUGCUUUUGAUAGCUUUCUAGCACUUUGGGUCGAUAAUGGAGACGAUGCUCCAUUAUAAAAAUCUAAACGUCACCCACUCCCCUUGGCGUGACCAGGGCACAGCAGCAUUAUGGUCUCUGAGAGGGCCAUGAAAGAUGGGACAAUCAAGAGGAAGAGAGAGGGAGAGAGAGAGCGAGGGGGAGAGAGAGUGAGGGAGAGCGAGUGCUCGCAGGUCCUUACUGCGUGCCAUGGUAAUCCCUGAGUCUCCUUCAUUGGGCCUCAGACUGCCUCCAUGUCCUCUGGAUGAUAACAAAGGCACAGCAGGAAGCUGUUAAGAGCUCAUAAGAGGACAAAGAUAGGAGGCCGUCUCCAAGAGGCAAAAGGGCCCGGGGUCGCACUCAGUCCCAGGACGACUUCCCUUACACCAGAGAAGACAGCCUCCUGACCCCCCUCUCAGCUGCACUAGCUUCCUCUGCUAGCUUAUGUUUUCUUGGUGAAAGGGGAGUGCAUUACUGCACCCCGCCAGUGUGUGGCAUCAGUUAGUCUGUUGAAACUGGCUAUCCUGAUUGAGCUCUUGACGUAAAACCAUUGAGUUUAGUUUUUGCGUGAAUAUAGUUCAGUACCACACUAAAGUAGGGUUGACAUUGUAUUCUGAGGUCAUGGCCUUGAAUUACAUGAUAUUCCUGAAUUCUGGCUUUAACGUAAUACAGUUCUUUAAUAAGACAUUUUUGAUAUUCCUGCACACUUAUUACAUUUUUAGCUAUAACCAAUUUUCUAGCAUUAAAGAAAGCUAAUACUUGCAGUCAGGCAUUACCGAAACAUCAGAAGUUCAGAGUGUCUCAUCUUCAAAGUAAGUGCUAUGUCCACAAAUGGACUGAGGCUCCUCGUUUUUGCAAUGCUUUUUUCCCAUUGUAUUAUUUGACAGCGAAUGCAAGUGGCAUUUUCAAGUGCCAACAUGAAACAAUGCAAAAAAAUUCCAUGUUAUAUUUCUGGCCCUCUUUUUCUAAGUGAAACCGCCUCUGAUGUCCCUGCUAUGGCGUGUGUCUUUGUCUGUGGCUGUGGCAUCCAUGCAAGCCAGGUCUUUAAAAAGUAGGACCGCAGUAUAUGAAAGGGAGAGAUUAUGAAAGACUUGAUGGAGCGCCAAUUUGGGUCCAAGGUAGACACAUGUUCAUGCAUUCUCAUUAUCUCUGUCACACACACAUACACACAGACACACACACACAUUGCAAGAGUUCCAAUGCUGAGGGAAAAGUGAUUGCUUCCGAUGAGUGUGACCAUGUGAAUGACUAUGCAUGAUGGCAGGAAAUGACUGUUCUCUUUGAUAAAGCAUUUAUACAUCUUCCUAUUUCUCUUGUCUGCUAAAUGAAAUGCAUUUAAUUUAUUAGCCCAUCAGAGACAUUUAUUAUCUGGGGAAUUUGUUUGAAAAUUCUGCUCACACAGCUCAUUUGAAAGUAAUCAUAAAUGAACUAUUGACUGUGUCAGGAUAAUUAUUUUCAAAGUCUGCUAAAAUACUUUCUGCUUUCAAGUAGAUACCAAACCCUCCAAGUAAAUCAUAGUUUGUCCUCGUUAUGUUUCCCUCAACAGGUUGACAAUGGAAGAAUUACAGUAGAAGCAAUAUUGAUGUGACAUCUAGAUGAUGCUGCAGGCAAGAUAGAGGCUUGGCAGGUAGCGGUGUACUCAGUAAUUGGGCUAUGGGGGGCAUUUUCUGGUACCAAAGCUGUCAUGGGGAGACAGAAACAGACAUCCUGUUAAUGAGAGAAUGCUGUGAACUCCCUGAUGCUCAUAUCACACUAUCACCAUGUCCUUUUCUUUUGGUUACAUCAUCUGAGAUACCAGUGAGCCCUAAAUAGGCCCUCCCUCCAUAUGUUUCCUACCUUUUGCAUCAGUGUUCAUGGGCUCAUUCUGUAUUAGGUUGUCGUUGCAUUCUCAUAUGCUCAUAGGUGUGUGUUUGCUUGUGUGAUUGACAGGCACCACACGGCUACCAAGAGAAGGGGAGGUGCCGGGGGUGGACUACAACUUCAUCAGCGUGGGAGACUUCCGUAUCCUGGAGGAGAGUGGCCUUCUGCUGGAGAGUGGAACCUACGAU